Pogona vitticeps (central bearded dragon) is the source of this 3239-nucleotide messenger RNA. The record is from RefSeq and is a predicted model, not a curated record. NCBI's taxonomy places the organism in Eukaryota, Metazoa, Chordata, Lepidosauria, Squamata, Agamidae.
GGAGUCGAGCCGCUAAGAGGAGUUUUUUCUCUUCCCCACCGCUUGCGGCUUGGGCCGUCCCGAAGCUGGCCAGCUGCCGCGCGUUCCCUGGAAAAGAGGAGCUAUUUCUGGGACUCUCCCUCUCUCUGCUCUUCCUUUGGCACAAGAUGACUCUCAACACCCAGCGAGGAGGCAGCGGCCGGGGCACCACCGGUGGCAACCUGAGUCCUGGCCAGAGGAGGGCCAGCACGCCGCUCCCUGCCCCUUACGGGUCUCGCCCGCGGAUGCCGAGCGUUCGCCCCAACCGGGCCGGGUCCUGCCACCCGCAGCUGGGGCACUCCUCGUCCUGCGAGCCACCCCCGAGUCGCCUCCCUGCGCCGCGUGGGAGCUGGUCGCCGGAGUCCUCCGAUUCGGAAGAGGCCUGGGAAUCCUUGUACCGGGUGGUGCUUCUGGGCGACCCCGGCGUGGGCAAGACCAGCCUGGUGAGCCUUUUCGCGGGGGUGCAGGAUAAAGACUCGUCCGACCAACCGAGAGAGGACACCUACGAACGGACCCUGUCCGUGGAUGGCGAGGAAAUGACGUUGAUGGUCAUCGACACCUGGGAGGCUGACAAGCGGCCUUCCGAGGAAGACAACUGGCUCCACAAUUACUGCAUGCAGGUGGGCAACGCCUAUGUCAUUGUCUACUCCAUCACCGACCGGGGAAGCUUUGAGAGCGCGUCGGAGCUGCGGAUCCAGCUGCGCCGAACUCGCCAGGCGGAGAACAUCCCCAUCAUCCUGGUGGGGAACAAGACCGACCUGGUGCGCUGCCGGGAGGUUUCCGUGGAAGAGGGCCGGGCCUGCGCCGUGGUCUUUGACUGCAAGUUCAUCGAGACGUCGGCCACCCUCCAGCACAACGUGACGGAGCUCUUCGAGGGGGUGGUGCGGCAGAUCCGCUUGCGCAGAGACAGCAAAGAGGCCAACCAGAGGCGCCUCUCGCUCUACCGGCGCAAGGAGAGCCUCAGCAAGAAAGUGCGCCGGUUCCUCGACCGGCUGGUGGCCCGGAACAACAAGAAGGCGGCCCUCAAGGUCCGCUCCAAAUCCUGCCACGACCUCUCUGUGCUCUGAAACCACUGGGCGCCCCCUCCUUGCCCGCUGGUUGUUCCCGCCCGGGAUCCCGAGGGGCACCGCCUCAGUCCUCUGCCCCCACCUGCACGUUGGGGGGGUUUGCAAAUGCACUUCUUUGCUAGCAUCUCUCGUCCAACGGGGCAUAUCCAGCGGAGAAAGCAAGGAAUUCUAGGUGGCCGAGAGGAACGGCCGGGAGGGAAGGGGAACACCACCAACCCCCUCGAGCUGGAAAAACAUCCUGGCAUCCUUGGGCAGGGGGACUUUGGAAGUGGGCGCAUUGAACCACAAUCCCUUUGCAAAGCUGGCGAGGGACGGCAGGUUUCUCCCUUGGACUGAACGGACAUAGGUCACUGGGGGCCAAAGCCCUCCUACAAGAUUCUCUUGGCCCCGAAGAUGCUCAGGGCUGUCAUCUUGGCUCUGCAGAAUUUAUUCUGGGGUCUGCCGUGGCGUGUCUCAUGCUCAGACCUGCAGCUGGUGGCAGGUUUGAAGGGUGACCCAUUCAAAAGCCUCUGCUUGGCAGCACCACCCUGGAUCCACACGGCCUGGGCUGGAUUUCUCUUCACCCUAAAGGCGGUCUGGAGGGAGAGAGGGAGCCGCCUGUUGUAUUAGGGUCACCGGGGAGCUCCCGGAUGGGCACGGCAUUUCCAACCAGCUGCCAAGGCUGUAACGUUUUCCAUAAAGCGGCUGCUCUCUUACGACCGGCGCAAAGUAUUGCCGUGUUCUUCUUCAAUCACAACCUGAAGUGUGGACACCCUUGUCCAGAGGAGAAACGGAAUGCCUUCCAGAGCGCAGAUCGUUCGAAGGAGCUGCAGAGUUUUGGAAAACCUUCCUUUUUAUGCACCGUAACCCCGAGAACUUCUCCGUCCGCCGUGGCCAUUUUUUCCUUCUCACUGGGGGAAUUCCAGGUGUUGGGGUCUUCAUCAGGAGGUGGGAGGAUGGAUAAGUACAUUUGUCUGCAGUCAUCUUCGGAUCUGCCUGCUGACAGAUAGGAGGGGGAAAGGUUAGGGGAUGUGGUUUUUAUUUAUGGAUCUAAGGACCGGGAAGAGGCGCAGUCCUUCAUUUCUGACCCUUGGACACUGGGAAACAUGACCUUCUUGGAAGCAUGCUGCUCAAGGGCUGACCCUGGGGAAUGAUCCGAUGGGGUGGAAGACCUUGCAUGCUUCUGAAAGACUUCCAUUAGAGUGGCAGGACAGGCUGAAAUUCAGCAGGUCAAGCGCUUCUCCAGCAUUAGACAUGGGAUGGCGGCUGCCUCUGUUGAGCUUCUGCCUGCUCUGCUGUUGUUAAAAGUAAAGGAACCAGGAAAUAAGUGGUGUGUGGGAGAGUUAGAAUUCUCCACAUCUUCCUGCCUCCAGCUAUUGGAUUUUCCCCUGGUCCAAGAUCUUGUGCAAAGUCCAUUUUACAGACUGCUGAUAUGGGUUUAUGCUCUCAUUUCUCAUUCUCUGCUGGUGUUGAAUAUUUCAUUCUCUGAAGCAGGACGGUUUGCAUUCUUCACAUACGUGCAAUGAGCAGCUUUCUUCAGUUGAAAAAGAAUACAUCACAGUCAGAAAAAAUACUGUUUUUCGUGGCUGUACAGUUUCAAAUCUGUUUAUUGCAAAUAUAGGCUUCAGACAGGGGAACGGAGGGCUGUAGAUGUGGACCUCACCAGAUGGCCAACAUAGAAACCAAAUAAACUCUCUAAUAGGAAGCAGGAGAUGGAGAAGCUGUAUUCUCUCUGCUAAAACAAGACCAGGAGUGGAUUGUGGUACUGAUCGUGAACUGUUGGGAGUUCCAACAUUAAAGCUGUAAAAAGAACCAUAAAAGAAUUGCAAUGCCAAAAUAUAAUUUAAACAACAUUCCUGAUUAAUUUAAAGUUCAGAUAAGGAACAGAUUUACAUUAUUAAACUAAAUUAACCGUGAACCAGAAGACGUCUGGGUUGAAACAGAGAUAUUAUUAGGGAAGAAUGCAAAAAGACCAGAAUGCAAAAAGAAAAAUGUGGAUGGAUAAUGGAAGAAACACUUGGAAUUAUACAGGAGAGAUAAGAAGCAAAAGUAAAAAGUGACAGAAAGAGGGUCGGAACCCUGAAUGCAGUUCUUCAGUGAUUGUCACACACAGAGAAAGAGAGAACUAUUACAAUAGUCAGUGCAAAGAAAGAGAACAGUGAAAGGGGGAAAGCA